AACUGAAACAUCUGCAAGACAGACAAGUGAAUGACCAUGAAAGGUGCAAUGCUUUUGGUUUCAAGUAUCAUCUUCCUAAUGGAUGUGGUGAACUGCUGCCCCAAAAAAUGUCAGUGUCAUCAGUUUUCAAAGACAGUGGACUGUAGGAACAGAGGACUUGCUGAAGUUCCUUCCCACUUACCUGCUGAAACUCAGAUAUUACUGUUGUCAAAUAACCAAAUUCAGAAAAUCAAUCACAGUGUUUUUAUUGAUACAAUGAUCCUCAAAAUUCUGGAUUUAUCUAAUAAUUCUAUCUCAGGUCUGUUGCCUAACACUUUCAAAGGAUUGCGACAUCUACAGAUCCUAAAUUUAACUAGGAACUUCAUUGAAUACGUAGACAACAAGACUUUUAGUUCCCUCCCACGCUUAAAAGAACUGGAUUUAUCAUCCAACAAUAUUGUAAGUCUGCCUGGAACUCUAGGAAACAACACAGGGAACAUAACUUUACUGUCUCUGAAGCAUAAUAAACUUCAGAAAGUAGACAGACUUCUGUUAGAAUCACUCCCAAAUCUGAAAGUUGUUCUUUUCAAGGAUAACUCCUGGCUAUGCAACUGUCAUGUCUUUGGCCUUAAAUUGUGGCUGGAGACUUUUUUAUAUAGAGGAGGAAUUAGUGAUGGUGUGAUCUGCUCGACACCCGAAAAUUGGAAGGGCAAGGAUCUUCUAAAAAUCCCUUAUGAGAUGUAUGGGAUCUGUCCUACAGCUUCUCAUGUCAAAAAGGACAAUAUUCUUCUCUCUAGUUCAGCGCAUAAAAGCUCUCUGAAGCAUACCCAUCACAAUGAACAUGGAGAGAGCAACCGCUCACACUGUGAACUUAAACCAAAGCCAAGACCUGUUAGCUUGCGUCGUGCAAUUGCCACCGUAGUAAUAACUGGAGUGGUCUGCGGGAUUGUUUGUCUCAUGAUGCUGGCAGCUGCUGUGUAUGGUUGUGCCUAUGCUGCAAUUACUGCAAAAUACCACCGGGAACACUUGCCCCCCAGCAAGGAGAAGGGGAAUCUUGAGGGAAAGGAGCCAUUUGGGAGUUCAUUGGCUUGA
Molecule: messenger RNA, 1071 nt
Organism: Euleptes europaea (tarantolino)
Lineage: Eukaryota; Metazoa; Chordata; Lepidosauria; Squamata; Sphaerodactylidae
Gene: LRTM1
Product: leucine rich repeats and transmembrane domains 1
Exons: 3
Coding region: 31-1071 (346 amino acids)
Cellular component (GO): extracellular matrix
Molecular function (GO): protein binding
Source: RefSeq, a predicted model, not a curated record